AGCCUCUGGGAGGGUGAAGCCGGAAACUGGCCUGGGUUUAUUUUAGGCAGCAUUCGGUAGUUGGGAUUCUCUGGAGAAAGAAACAGGAUUGGAGUCUAGAGAUAGUAGGAGUCUAACCGUUUUCAGGAAGGAGCUUUUCACAGUUCUCGUCAGAUUUCAGAAUCUCCCCGAAUAUUUAAAAAAAAAAGAAACGCGGACAGGAUUGUGAAAUGUUGGCGAGACUGAUCCUCGCUCUCAUGGUGAUCUGGGUGGCCCGGGUAACGGGUGACUGUGACAAGCCUCCACAGCUGGAUAAUGGUGCUCUAUCUGACCAAUUCCUUUCUUGGACCUCAUUUCCUGUCAGAACCAGGGUCACUUACAAAUGUCACAUAGGUUAUACGUUUGCGGAAGGAUCUUCAAGAUCUGUUAUUUGUCAGCAAGAUUCAACCUGGACUCCAUUACAGGCCAAAUGUGAACCAAUUAACUGUGGUAAUCCAGGAGAGAUUCUGAAUGGGUAUUAUGAGGCAGAUGCUACCACUCUGGGGAGUAAAGCUGUGUUUUAUUGUGACAGUGGUUAUCGGAUUGUUGGUAGAAACUACCGCAUGUGUGAGGCUAGCGGGUGGACUGGCCAGGUCCCAACAUGUGAAAUUGUCACAUGUGGUGAUCCUCCACCUAUCAGUAAUGGCCAAGCUCCAAAACCAGCCGGUAGCGACUCGUGGACACACGGGAUGGUAGCAGAAUAUUCAUGUAAUGACGGCUACUCGUUGAUUGGCACAAAAAGCCUUACCUGCCUGGAAGAUGGAACAUGGGACAAGAAUCCACCUGUGUGCAAAGUUGUUGAAUGUCCCCGCCCUGACCCACCUGAGAAUGGCUACAUUGAAAGCGGAUUAGGACCCAAGUACAAAUAUCAGGAAGAGAUAGUCUUCCGCUGCAGUAAAGGUUUUGAAAUGGUUGGUGAGAGUAUCGUUAAAUGCGGUGAGGAUAACAUCUUUGUGCCAUCGCCACCUAUUUGCAAACUACGUGAGUAGCCAUCUCUUAAACUGGAAACAGCUUGUCAGUGUGGAAGAAUUAGAUCAGAAUUGAACUGUCUGUUAAAUGGUAGGUUAGAUUUUUUUGGGGACGGGAGGUGGUUUGCCAGUGAACUGUUUCCUUAUUUGCAGUCAGAGCCCUUCUGAGAUUUUGGGGGCACACAGGUCAGUGGAAAAUUCCUAAAGUUGCAGUCUUGAGCUCAGCACAGGCUGCACUGUGUGCUACUUCCUAAAACCAGCAAUCACAAAGGGGUGACAAUUUCAACUUCCAUCUACAUUCCCCUAAAAGGGGAGGGUCUUAGAAAACCUUUUAAUAGGCUCUCAAAGUAGUCAGUGACAUUACUCCAGCUCCGCACUGAAUACUACAGUCUGUUGAAGUACCAUUAUUGAGAGAGGUGAAUUUUAUUGCCAGAUUUUAUCUUGUAGCAAGACUUGCUUUAUCGUCGGCAUGGAGAAUGCCUGCUUCACCAUGGACCAGAAAGUCCUGCUCAAUAUGUUUUUAAUGUGCAUCUUUCCCAAUUAACAUGAACUUCUUUGUUACAACAGUAGUUGUUGUGA
Messenger RNA from Rhincodon typus (whale shark), 1565 nucleotides. Its product is annotated as membrane cofactor protein-like. The transcript is spliced from 6 exons. Lineage: Eukaryota; Metazoa; Chordata; Chondrichthyes; Orectolobiformes; Rhincodontidae. The coding region runs from base 210 to 1007 and encodes 265 amino acids. The record is from RefSeq and is a predicted model, not a curated record.